This is a messenger RNA of Acanthamoeba castellanii str. Neff, 615 nucleotides long. Its product is annotated as OTU family cysteine protease. NCBI's taxonomy places the organism in Eukaryota, Discosea, Longamoebia, Acanthamoebidae. Gene Ontology annotation, cellular component: cytosol; nucleus. Gene Ontology annotation, biological process: protein deubiquitination; endoplasmic reticulum unfolded protein response. The record is from RefSeq and is a predicted model, not a curated record. Gene Ontology annotation, molecular function: cysteine-type deubiquitinase activity. The coding region runs from base 1 to 615 and encodes 204 amino acids. The transcript is spliced from 5 exons.
AUGCAAGGUUGGUACCUCCACCAGAUACGCACGGCCACUGCCAGCACCCCCACUGUGACGCACCCCUCCCCCCCAUCCACCUGCUCACUCCCGGCGGCGCAAGGUGGUGCGAAGCUGCUGGUGGCACCUCGGGCACAAGGGCCGAGGGUGGUGGCGGGCCUGAACACCGAGGGCGAGGUCAUACGGCGCGUUGUGGCAGCAAACAACCACUGCCUGUUCACCUCGCUGGGAUAUGUGCUGGAGGAUCACAACCGUGAUGCGGGCCUCAAGCUGCGGCAGGUCAUAGCCGACGUGGUCAAGAGUGACCCAGAGACCUACAACGCCGUGUUCCUGGAUCAAUCCAACGAAGACUACGUCAAGUUCAUUCUCAACCCCGAAAGCUGGGGCGGCGCCAUCGAGCUCUCGAUUCUGUGUAAGUACUACCAGACGGAGAUUGCGGCUGUGGACGUGCAGAGUCUGCGUACCGACGUCUACGGCCAAGGCGAAGGCUAUCCCGAGGCACGGCCGACCUUGGCUCCCAUGGGCAGGAACGACUUGACAUUGCUUGUGAUUAAUCGUCUCUUCACCGAGUCUUGCUCCUCUACGAUGGCAUCCACUAUGGUAUGUACUCGCUAG